UCUGCCCGUCAAGCAUUAUUUAUUGUGUCAUAAUAUUAAACUGCUUUAUGGUAGUGCAUCUGUACAGCUGAUAAAGGCUAUAAGGCUGGAUGUACUGACAAGAUGUUCCAUGCUGAGUUUCACACUGGACUCAUAAUAAUAUGUUUCAUCAACUCUGCCUUUGCCACAUUUCAUCCCUUGGCAGAAAUAGAAGACACUCUGCUACGGAAUUUAUUUGCUGGCUAUCAAAAAUGGAUCAGGCCUGUGCAAAAUCCUAACACCACAAUUACAGUCAAUUUUGGUUUAAAAAUAUCUCAGCUUGUUGAUGUGGAUGAAAAAAAACAGUUGAUGACGACAAACGUUUGGCUAAGACAGGAAUGGGUGGACUUUAAGUUGAAAUGGAAUCCUAAAGAUUACGGUGGAAUUACCUACAUCAGGGUUCCGUCUGAAACACUGUGGCUUCCUGACAUUGUUCUUUUUGAAAAUGCAGAUGGGCGUUUUGAAGGAUCCCUUAUGACUAAAGCCAUAAUAAGAUAUGAUGGUACCGUGAUAUGGACUCCACCAGCGAGCUAUAAAAGUUCCUGUACAAUGGAUGUAACUUUUUUUCCAUUUGAUCGUCAGAACUGUUCAAUGAAAUUUGGAUCGUGGACUUAUGAUGGGAAUAUGGUUGACCUCAUUCUUCUGGAUGCAAAUGUAGACAGGAAAGAUUUCUUUGAUAAUGGAGAAUGGGACAUUUUAAACGCUACAGGACAGAAAGGAAUGAGAAAAGAUGGCAUUUACUCCUAUCCACAUAUCACAUAUUCUUUUGUCUUGAGACGUCUUCCGUUGUUUUAUACGCUUUUCCUUAUAGUUCCUUGCCUUGGGCUAUCUUUCUUGACUGUUCUUGUGUUUUACUUGCCAUCUGAUGAAGGAGAAAAGUUGUCAUUGUCCACAUCUGUCCUGGUUUCACUUACAGUUUUCUUACUUGUUAUUGAAGAAAUAAUCCCAUCAUCUUCUAAGGUAAUUCCACUAAUCGGAGAGUACCUCUUAUUUAUCAUGAUAUUUGUAACCUUAUCUAUUAUUGUUACCGUAUUUGUCAUUAAUGUUCAUCAUCGUUCCUCCGCCACAUAUCAUCCAAUGGCUCCCUGGGUGAAAGGACUUUUCUUACAAAAACUUCCUAAACUGCUCUGUAUGAAAGGCCAAGUUGAUCGUUUUUCCUUCUUGAAUUCAGAGACUAGUACCCAACAAGCGAAAACAAAAGUAUCCAGCAAACGAAAACUGAUACACGCAAACGACGGGGAAAAAUUAUUGAUUGCAUUCUUGGAGAAAGCAUCUGAUUCUAUUAAAUAUAUAUCAACUCAUGUAAAAAAGGAGCAUUUUAUUAGAAAGGUGGUGCAAGACUGGAAAUUUGUUGCUCAAGUUCUGGAUCGCAUUUUCCUUUGGCUGUUUCUGACAGUGUCUAUUACAGGAUCAGUUCUGAUAUUUACCCCUGCUCUAAGGAUGUGGGUAAACAGCAGCUAUGUUUAAACCUGGGCUUCAAGAAACACUUAAAGGAACAUAAAACCCAGAAUGGUUCUUUCAUAAUUCAGAUACAAUGUACAAAUACAUUUUUUUUUUUUUAAAACUGUUAUUAUUACAUUUUCUUCAUCCUCUUGGUAUCCUUUGUUGAAAAGCAGGUAGGUUGGUUUAGGCGCGUGCACAUGUUUGGAACAAUCUACAGCAGCAGUUUUGCAAGAAUGCUUUUAAAGGGACAGUCAAGUCCAAAAUAUAUUUUCAUGGUUCAGAUAGGGCAUGUAAUUUUAAGCAACUUUCCAAUUUACUUUUAUCACCAGUUUUGCUUUGUUCUCUUGGUAUUCUUAGUUGAAAGCUAAACCUAGGUAGGCUAAUAUGCUAAUUUCUUAGACCUUGAAGGCCGCUUUUUAUCUAAAGGCAUUUUGACAGUUUUUCACCACUAGAGGGCAUUAGUUCACGUAUGCCAUAUAGAUAACAUUGAGUUACCUAGAAGCAAGCACUGAUUGUCAAAAAUGCAAGUCUGUCGAAAGAACUAAGAUAAGGGGGCAGUUUGCAGAGGCUUAGAUAGAAGGUAAUCACAGAGGUAAAAGUGUAUUAUAACUGUGUUAGUUAUGUAAAACUAGGGAAUUGG
Messenger RNA from Bombina bombina (fire-bellied toad), 2101 nucleotides. Its product is annotated as neuronal acetylcholine receptor subunit beta-3-like. Gene Ontology annotation, cellular component: postsynaptic membrane; neuron projection; synapse. Gene Ontology annotation, biological process: signal transduction; nervous system process; chemical synaptic transmission. The transcript has 6 exons. Lineage: Eukaryota; Metazoa; Chordata; Amphibia; Anura; Bombinatoridae. Gene Ontology annotation, molecular function: acetylcholine-gated monoatomic cation-selective channel activity; transmembrane signaling receptor activity. The coding region runs from base 103 to 1485 and encodes 460 amino acids. The record is from RefSeq and is a predicted model, not a curated record.